CGGAACGGCAAAGCGAUGCACAUUAAAACAUGGCGGCCAACAUAGAGCAAAUUUUUCAAGAUUUCAUAUUAAAUAAAAUCAGAGAAAUUGAAGACCAGAAUGAGGACAAAACUGAUGCUAAAAGAGUGGGUGACUGCAGUAACAUGGAUGGAGCAGAAAAUGCCUCUACAAAGAGACACAAAGACGUGAGAAGCAGCAGUUCACACAAGAAGCACAAAAAACACAAAAGCAAGAGGAAGAAGAGGAACCGAGAGAAGGAGAGUAGUUCAGAGUCUGGGGCAGACCUGAAGCGAAAAAAUAAACACAAGUCAAGAAGAGGAACACCAACGGAAAGAAAAACUGAGCAAGGUGGGGAUCGUGAGAGUAAGUCCAGAUGCCGCAAGAAGCACUUAAUUGGAAAGAGGAAGAAGAAGAAAAGGAGGAAAGACGAGGAAAAUUCAUCCGAUACUGACUCUGCUUUUGUGUUAAAGCACACUAAACUAAAACGACAGGAGGAGCUGCCUGAUAUAAUCCCAAAACAGGAAAACUCAAAUAAAGGAAUAGAAGAUGAGGAAAGACGUGACAGGCAGGGAUGCCAUUCACCUUCACAUUCCUACUCCCAGUCACAUUCCUGCUCAGUGAAGAACUCCGACUCGAGGACUCGGCACUACCGUCAGAGGUCGAGGACCUGCUCCCCAUCACGAGGCCACAGGACGCGCUCCAGCUCGUCAGAGAAGAAAGAUGUAGAAGAUGAAUCCUUUCAUUCCCACCAAUGGCCUCCAAACUGGCCCAAGCCACCUCAGGGCAACCUCAGCAACACUGGCAGUAAUUUACAAGCAGAAGAGUUGACUGAAUCAAGAGGAAUAAAGCGGCAGACCUCUAACCACAGUGAAAGAGAGGAAACAGAAAAACUAGCUUCAGCUUCUAGUGCAUCCACGUCCACGCCAAGCCAGUCCAUAUCUGCUAAACAUCAGCUGACCACUGAGCCUGGCUUCCUUCAGUGCAAAGCAUCAGAAAAGUCGUUUCCUGCAAAUGUGAAAUCUGCUGGAAAGAAAAGAAAAAAAUCCCCACAGAAGAAAAAAGAGGAGAAGUCAUCAAAGAAGCAGAAGAAAUCCAAGUCACCACGUCGAGGCUACAAGAGAGAAUCGAGAUCCACGAGCCCUGCACUUAGGAAGAGAUCACGCUCCAGGUCAAGGGGCCGCAGGCCACGGCGGUCACGCUCGCGGUCAGCGUCACAAAGUCGGCGGAGGGUUGCAUACAGCCAGAGAGACCGCUGGAAGCGUGAGCCGAGCCAUUCGCCUGUGCUAAUCCUACGCAAGAACAGGUCGCCCUCACGGAAACACGGCAGCUUGAGCAGCAGCCCUCACCGCAUCAGCGAACUGGAUUUGGAGGAGGUGAAAAGGAAAGUAGCAAAGCAAGCGAACAGCAUUAGCAUUAAAGAAUUUACUGACAAAUGCAAGAUGAUUGCAGACAGUACAGAAGAGCUGCCGGUGGCAGUGCCUCAUGUUUCAGAUGAAGAGGAUGAUGAGAAACCUUUUGGAGGAGCAGCUCUACGAGAACCGAAAGCAAUCACCUUCAGUGUUAAUAACUCAACAGUUCGUCCAGCAGUCCGUAGUGAUGCAGGCAUGGCCAAGGAGUUCCCCGUGUCCUCAGGAACACAGCAUCGUAAGAAGGAAGGAGAGGGACUGGGUGCUUAUGGAGAAUGGGUGCCAGUCGACAAAACAACCGAGAAGGCUGCUGUUACAACAAAGGCCCAAACAAAUGUUCUGUCAGCAACACCCUCCUCAUCGUCAUCAUCAUCAGGGGAAACGGCAGCAGUUUCACAGGAAGUUAUUGAACAGCCUGCAUUUGUGACAAACAGUGACAAAGUUUUUCCUGACCCACAACUGCAGGUGAGAAAUGAGAUACUGCAUCUACACAACAUCUCUCACCUUUUUAAAAAUUCAUUCGGGCGAUAUGUCGUAGAUGCUUGGGCCCAAUCCAACACAGUUCCUGGUCUUUUCACUGGUUCAACUGGAGCCCAGGUCCUCAGCUCUGAGGAGCUCUCGACCAGUGGACCACAAGCAUGGCUGAAGAAGGACCAGUUCCUCAGGGCAGCUCCAGUGUCAGGGGGUGUCGGGGAGUUCCUGAUGAGAAAGAUGGGGUGGAAGACAGGCGAAGGGCUCGGGAGGAACCGCGAGGGUACCGUGGAACCCAUCGUUAUCGACUUUAAGGUCGACCGCAAAGGUCUGGUUGCUGAAGGAGAGAAACUACAGAAGCAAACUGGUGGACUGGUAGUAACCAAGGAUCUAAUGGGGAAGCACCCGGUGUCUGCUCUCAUCGAGCUGUGUAACAAGAGAAAGAUAAUGCAGCCGGAUUUUGUCAUGGUCCAUCACAGUGGUCCUGACCACCGCAAGAACUUUCUUUUCAAGGUCACAGUGAAUGGUGUGGACUACCAACCCCAGACAGCCAGUCCCAAUAAGAAGCACGCCAAGGCCAUGGCAGCCACAGUUGCCCUGCAGGCUCUGGGAGAGGUUCCUGUGGAUGGACCAGGACUCUACACCGGCCCUGUCUUCACUGCUGCUUCUACAGGCCCGCUUUUCUCUACAUAGUCAUGCACACUUUGUAAUAUGGACCCUGUUCAAGGCAAACGUUUUGAUUUGUCACAGUCGGAAAGCCCAGAGCUCUGAAGCUGGUGGUUUGUGCCAUGGUUCGUUUACUUUCCCAGUGUCACAGUGUGUACCGAGCUCCUUAAUUGCUUAAUCAACCAGGGUCAUGUGGCCCUGUCCUCCCACCCAUUGGGUAAAAGGCACAGGUACACCAAUCACACGGGGUACCUGAAAACAGACAAGCAUUCAAGCUCAGGUGUCUUUGUACUGUUAGAGAACACCUGAAGAACAUGCCACACAAAAAGCCGCUGUGGAACCAACUGUUAGCACUACUGCAACGUCUUCCAUGAGUGGUUUUAGUUUGUCACCAUAUUGUUUUUGUUUGUUUUAACCCCAGUGAUUAACCUGCCCUUUGUUUCCACUCUGGAGGCUCGUUUAUAUUUCAACAACGACCACCUUCGGCACAUAACAUGAGAACUAUGAAAGCAGGUUCAGAGCACUUUGCUGAUUGUGACCAAUGUUAUGCCUGUAAGACAUCUCACCUUUUCUAAAGGUACUUGAAUGAUCACCUUGUUUGUUUUUGUAGGGGAUAGGAGGGGUAAAAAAAGUCAUAGUAAAAGUGGACGAUGUGUGCAUGCGUGUGUGUACAUAUGUAUGACAAAUGUAUAGUUUAGUAGCAGUUUAGCCCAAUAUUCUAUUAGCUGAUCAACACUUAAGUCUGACCCACAGCAGACAGUCUGCAGGACAUUUCUCAUAGUCACACAAAAGCAGAAGCUGGACUGUUAAGUGAAAAGUUGUAUCUGUGGAUGACAGCUAACUGUUGUUAGUCUUUGUAUUACAUUGUUGACCUAAAUUUAAACAAAUGUUUCUCAUACAAGGCUGUUAAACUUUUAUUCUGGCCUUCUAAACAUAUGUAUACAGAAAUAAAGAUUAUAUUUAUGUUAUUUAGUA
Messenger RNA from Neolamprologus brichardi, 3518 nucleotides. NCBI's taxonomy places the organism in Eukaryota, Metazoa, Chordata, Actinopteri, Cichliformes, Cichlidae. The record is from RefSeq and is a predicted model, not a curated record.